Molecule: messenger RNA, 3945 nt
Organism: Solanum pennellii
Lineage: Eukaryota; Viridiplantae; Streptophyta; Magnoliopsida; Solanales; Solanaceae
Exons: 2
Coding region: 1220-2557 (445 amino acids)
Source: RefSeq, a predicted model, not a curated record
UUGAAUAACAAGAUUAUUCGCCCUUCUAAGUCCCCUUGGAGCUGUUCAGCUUUCUAUGUCAACAAUGCAGCAGAAAAAGAAAGAGGAGCCCCAAGGUUAGUUAUAAACUACAAACCUUUAAACAAGGCUUUAAAAUGGAUCAGAUAUCCGAUUCCUAAUAAGAGGGAUCUUUUGAAAAGAACUUUUAAAGCUAAUGUUUACAGCAAGUUUGAUAUGAAAUCAGGUUUUUGGCAAAUCCAAAUUUCUGAAAAAGAUAAAUAUAAAACUACUUUCAAUGUCCCCUUUGGACAAUAUGAAUGGAACGUUAUGCCUUUUGGGCUCAAGAAUGCCCCAUCAGAAUUUCAAAAUAUAAUGAAUUCCAUUUUUAAUCAUAUUAGCCAGUUUUCAAUAGUUUAUAUUGAUUAUGUCUUAAUAUUUUCUGAGGACAUUGAUUCUCAUUUUAAACAUUUAAAUACAUUCUUUAAUAUUGUUAAGCACAAUGGCCUUGUCGUUAGUGCUAAAAAGAUUUUGUUGUUUCAAACAAAAAUAAGAUUUUUAGGUCAUGAUUUAUUUCAAGGAACCUAUAUACCCAUUUGCAGAGCUAUUGAUUUUGCUGAUAAAUUCCCUGAUAUUAUAAUUGAUAAAACUCAGUUGCAGCGUUUUUUAGGAAGUCUUAACUAUGUGGCUGACUUCAUUCCUAAAAUCAGGCAAAUCUGCAAACCAUUAUAUGACAGGUUGAAGACUUCUCCUCCUCCUUGGACUAAGCUUCAAACUGAUGCUGUUAUUCAUAUUAAAAGACUUGAUAAAAGUCUUCCUUGCUUAGGGAUCCCUAACCCUAAUUGUUUUAUGAUAGUUGAAACUGAUGCUUCUGAUUCAGGAUAUGGUGGCAUUCUUAAACAAAGAAAAGCCCCAAAAGAACCUGAACAACUUGUUAGGUUUACUUCUGGUAUAUGGAACUCUGCUCAAAGCAAUUAUAGCACUGUUAAGAAAGAGAUUCUUGCUAUUGUUUUGUGUGUCACUAAGUUCCAAGAUGAUCUUGUUAAUAAGGAAUUUUUGCUUAGAGUAGAUUGUAAAUCUGCUAAAGAGAUCCUUGAAAAGGAUGUUAGGAACCUUGUCUCUAAACAAAUAUUUGCUAGAUGGCAAGCUUUAUUAUUCAGUUUUGAUUUUCAAAUAGAAUAUCUUAAAGGAGAAGAAAACUCUCUCCCAGACUUUCUAACUCGUGAAUUCUUGCAGGGAAAGAAUGAAUCGAGGAAAACCACAGACUAGGCCAACCAGGCCUAUUGCACCAACUCCUGGAGUAAAUCCGUUUACAAUUAGGCCAGAUCCAAAUCAGGUCAGGCCUACAGCACUAAAUCCUGGAGCAAAUCCAUAUCCAAUCAGGCCAAGCUUAAGUCAAAAUAGAUACUCAGCAUUGGCUCAUUUUCCACCACUUAAUCAAACAGCAUUACCACAAUGCAGUUCUUCAAACAUGCUUGUAUUGAAGAAACCUUUCUCUCAGGAUCCAGAAUCCUCUGUAUCUCCUUCGGGAAAACUCAGAUUUUCCCAAAAGCAAACAAGUGAAAGCUAUGCAAUGAAGCAACCAGAAAACUUUGCAGAAGCUGUAUCUCCGGCAACUAAGAAGGUUACAGGAAAAGCUCUUUCCACAGAGAAAGAAAAUUUUGAAGUAUAUCCUUUAUAUACUCUCCCUAUCCUUGCUCUUGACAAGGAAUUAGAAAAUUUUGAAAUUAGAAAUCUACUUAAACCUGUUUAUAAUAAUAGGAAUUGUGUAGAUAGCGAUAAUGCCUUAAAAACCAGAAGGUAUUUUGAAUUCAUUCUUAUCGAUACAGGUUCGAUCGAAAUCGAGCAUGAACUUGCAGAUCAAUCAGACCCGGAUAGCAUUGCCUAUUCGAAAUUUACAAUUAAAAAGAUUUUGUCUCCCUCUAACUGGUUGACUGAUCAUCUCCUUACCCCUAUAAAUCUUUCUAAAAGAUUUAACCCCCAAACAUUUAAUUGGUUCGACUACAGGAAUGCGUGGAUGAACUUCUUAUUUGUUAGACCAAUCACUCAUUCGUGGUUUGUCAAAUAUUGCACAGAAGCCUCGACUUCUGUAAUCCCCAGGUGGUUCUACGAAUGGUGGAGUUACUUUGGAGGAAAUAAACAGGUUAGGCCUAAAAGGUUUGAAGAUGGAUACCUUCAAUUUCAAAUUGAUGAGAACAUCUCUACCCUUCCAAAGCAUAUAAAAUUAUGUAAGUACUUCUUUAAAAGACGUCUAUCUUAUAUUAUAAGUUGGACAUUUUGUACUGCAGAAUUUGACAGGAUAAAAUAUCUCUCUAAAGAGAUAAGGAUCAAAGGAUGGUCUCCUGCAAAGAGAGAAUCUCCAUCAUCUUCUAAAAGGCCACCAGUCAAGGAUUCACCAUCCAAGAGUGAAUUAAAACAACGCCUUGAAAAAGCAUUAUCUGAAUUAGAUAAUGAAAAGGCUAAUCCAGAUCAAGCUGCGAUCGAGCAACUUCUUGAAGAAGCUUCGUCACAAAGUGACGAUAAUGGCGACAUGUUAAAUCCUAAGGCUCUAGCUCAGUCUUAUUUAAAUCCAUUUGAUUAAUCCUAAUUGAGCUUAUUAAAAAGCAGAAUAAUUAGUCUUCAAGACAGAGAUUAAAAAUCGGAAUUGUCUAUGGAGAAGUAAAGGAAUUUCAAAGAAACGGAAUCUUUACUGAUUAAACAUAUGGACCCUAGAGGGACCCGCCACGUUAAGAAAGUUGCUUCUUCUACCAAAAGUCUUUUGGACUAUGCGGAAAAGAAAGACGACACAUGGCCCUACCAUUAUAAAAGAAGAUGCCUUCUUUAUCUCAAGUCUCUUGACUUAUUCGGAAAAGAAAGGCAUAUGGCCCCUACAACCAUCACCAAUAGAAGAAAAGCAAAGAUUCCAUCUUAUCUCUUCUUUUACGCUUUCAAGUCUAUAAAAGGCUUCAUGUAAUCCCAUUAGAGGGCAUCCUACAAUUUUCAUCUCAGAAAAUCACAAGGAAAACCUCUCUCUUGUAGAAAUGUUCGCUCUUAUGCUUGAAUAAAGAAAGUUUAAUUUUCAGAAUGUUUAACUAUCUAUGAAAGGAAGUGUAAAUUGCACUUAGAAAGUAUUAUACUUCUGGAGUUCAAUCAAUUGCUCCAAUGGUUAGCUAGAAAUUUCAACCAGCUGUCAGAGGAAGCAUUUUCUACUACUGACGGUGCCACCAAGAGGACAAACACCCAUUGAGUUAAGAACAGAAGGGACAUCAGCUUGAUCAUGCAUGCAAGGUAUCCAUACUUCGUUAACUCCUACAUGAACAUCAUAGCCCAAACACAAGAAAUACGUGAUGAUCAAGUCAAUUAUAGAAAUGUGAGUUUAAUUAGUCGAUUUAUCAGUGAACAGGGAAAUAUAUUAUCAAGACGAAUGAAUAAAUUGACAUUUGCAAAUUGUCGGGUUUAUACAUAAAAAUAGAGAGAUUCUUAAAUAGACAAGACCAUGGUUCCCAAACAUAAUCACUGACUAUAUGAAUAUCAAAGCAAUGCCCGGUUGCUCAUUUUUCUGCUGACCUUUUCCCUUUUACAAUGAUGCUUCACUACAUAUACAUUAAUUAAUUCAUACAUGCAUAAGGUAUAACAUAUAUCUUUUUUCUCGUGUGUGUGCGUGUGCGUGCAGGGGGUGGGGGCAGUUCUAAUUUGCUUAAAAUUCUGCACUUAGACACACACACUAAUGUGUUGAAGAGAGAGACAGAGAUGGAAAGGAUCAGAUUUUACUGGCUCCAACUUCAGUUGUCUUGAUAAUGAAUCUUAACACAAGAUUUUAACUGCUUUCGUGACCUAAGGCAAAAGUGGUGUAUUUCUCUAUUUAUAAAAUGUUACCUUAUUCAAAAGAAUAUCUGUCACACUUCAUUGCAAACAAUUUUGUGAAUCACAGUAGUCUUGCUGUCUAUAUCUAGCUCAAGAUACAUAAUAACCAUUGACAGUUGGAAAGAA